CAUGACAGCACAAACAUUUUGCUGAAUUUAACACUUAAAUAAACCCUGAAAAUUUGUUCAUAUGUCAGCAAAAAUGCUUUUUUUUAAUACAUUUUUAGUACAAACACAUUUAUCAAACUUAUUUCGUGAAAAAUACGUCUUCUUUUAAAGGAGUCAUCUACAACUCAUAACUGUUGCAUUAUUUAUCAAAAACACACAUUACAUUCAUGGAUUAACUCUAUUAUCAUGAUAUUUGUCAGACCGCAUGGUCUCCAUCAUUAGCAUGAAAUGCAUGACUAGCACACACGAUACACAGACAAAACUUGAAACAAACUUUUACACUUCUUUUAAAAGUAAAUUAUUAAAGACUUUAAACAAAGUCAUUUACAUUCCUCAUAACUCUAACAUGUCAAAAACAUACUCUUAUUACAUUAAUGUGUUUCGUACCUAUGAGGGGAGACAUAAGUAUUAAUAAAACACAGGACACGGAGUUGUUGCUGCUUCACCAUUAGAGUCUGUGACCUAUGUUUCCUAUGACCCGGAAACCAAUCGAACUCAGCCAUCUUGAAGGACAUCUCAAUUCUCUAAUUGCACCGUGAGGAGGCGAGGAACGAGGAGUGAGGAGGCUUCCUGAGAAGUCAUGAGCGAGGAUACACAGGUGUAUCCUUUGCGAAGUUUUUCUCGUCGAAAAACCUGACACACGUAUAAAUUCUCCUCCCCCUUCAUACACUAUAUUGACAAAAGUUUUGAGACGCCUGCCUUUACAUGCACAUGAACUUUAAUGACAUCCCAUUUUAAUUCAUAGGGUUUAAUAUGGAGUUGGACCACCCUUUGCAGCUAUAACAGCUUCAACUCUGCUGGGAAGGCUUUCCACAAGGUUUAGGACUGUGUUUAUGGGAAUUUUUGACCCUUCUUGAAGUGCAUUUGUGAGGUCAGGCAGUGAUGUUGGUGAGAAGGCCCGGCUCACAGUCUCCGCUCUAAUUCAUCCCAAAGGUGUCUAUCGGGUUGAGGUCAGGACUCUGUGCAGGCCAGUCAAGUUCCUCCACACCAAACUCGUUCAUCCAUGUCUUUAUGGACCUUGCUUUGUGCACUGGUGCACAGUCAUGUUAGAACAGGAAGGGGCCAUCCCCAAACUGUUCCCACAAAGUUGGGAGCAUGAAAUUGUCCAAAAUAUCUUGGUAUGCUGAAGCAUUAAGAGUUCCUUUCACUGGAACUAAGGGGCCAAGCCCAACCUGACCCCGCUCUGUGAUUUUACGUGGCCUAUCACUUUGUGGCUGAGUUGCUGUUGUUGCCAAUUGCUUCCACUUUGUUAUGACACCACUAACAGUUGACCGUGGAAUAUUUAGUAGUGAGGAAAUUUCACGAAUGGACUUGUGAAUUGCACAGUGAUAAACCUAUCACGGUACCACGCUUGAAUUCACUGAGCUCCUGAGAGCGACCCAUUCUUUCACAAAUGUUUGUAGAAGCAGUCUGCAUGCCUACUGCUUGAUUUUAUACACCUGUGGCCAUGGAAAUGAUUGGAACACCUGAAUUCAAUGAUUUGGAGGGGUGUCCCAAUACUUUUGGCAAUAUGUCACAAUAAUUUAAAUGUAUCCUUUACUUUUGCAGUUUAAAUGAACUUUACAUCUCACAUAUUUCAACAGGGCAUCUUGCUUUAUUAAUACUUAUUAUAAUCUUUUUAAAUAACCAAACUUUAACAACAUAUGGGUAGAUCCCUUGAGUGCAGCUGAUGACGCUUUGAAGUGAUGCUAAAGGGAGCGAGGAUAUCAUUUCACUUGAUUUAAUUCCUCCGUCCUCACGUCUUUUUCCUUGUGUCCUUCUCUCGCAUCCUGAAGGGGUGGAGCUAAGACACGAGGAAAGGAAGUGAGGACAGGAAACGAGGAUGCACAAAUAAGAAUUGAGAAGCACCCUAUGUAUUGUUUGAGCAGCAUGCUCCCUCCCCAUGCAGGUGAACACUUCCCAAGGGAAAAGCAAUCAAAUAAUCGAUCAAUCAAGGCUGAGCAAGGAACAUCAAUUGCUUGAAAAAUGAAUAAACAAUGUAAAAUACAUUUGAUAGAUACAUUCUCGUCUUGUCACAUUUAUUUAUUUAUUAUUAUCUAUCUAUUUUUGUAACCACCACACACACACACCACUAAACUUUACAUAAAUUUAAGAGAAAAGUUAGGAAAAAUAACUAUGGGCCAGGCUACAAAAGUUUCCCACAUUCCAAGGAUGUUCUUUUAAAACAGCACACACAGCCUUAUUCAUUUAAAGUUAGUUAUCGUUCUAAUGUUUAAAGGAUGUUCCAAGAAUGUUAUUCUAAGAAUGUUUUCUCCCAACAUUAUGAGGACAUAUAAAAAACCUUCUACAAACAAUGUAUAAAUAAUGUUUUUCUGCUAACCUGUUGAGAACAUUCUUGAAGAUCAGAUAACACUGAACAAAUGUUCUAUUAACGUUACUGGAAGAAUGUUUGUACAUAACUAUCAGAGAACCUUGCCAGAACAUUAGCCAAAGUUUUGAGAACGUUCCGUCAGCUGGGCUGACGCUGUUGAGAACGACAUCAGUGUUUUUCUGCAGAGCUGCUUUAUAGAUGAAGUGAACCAAUUAUUUGAUGAUCUUUACAAUGGAACUGAAUCAACACUGAACUGACUUCAGCUGAACAAGGACACUAUUUUCUUUUAGAACUGCUGUAUUUAUUGUCAUCUGCUGUUGUCUUUGUCAUUUUGAACUUUUACCUUUGCUUCCUGUCAGACUAGACAGACAGAAACAGGGUUUUUUACCUUUUAAAUGUGACUGACUCCACCCACAUACUUCUUUCUGCUUGUCAAAAAAAGAAACAUAACCAUAAUGAACCUCGGCAUACAGGUAUGACAUUUCCUUAUAAACACUCUCUUUAUGUUUGUUAUAUGAAAUGUAAAUGUGAGAUACAACACUUAAUAACGUCAGUGAGUUUCACUAUUAUUCUUUGUCAUAAAACCAAAUCAAAAAUACAUGUGUUCAGUGUUAAGAUGUAUAAAUUAGUACUUUAAUUUAUAUUUAGUUCUCAUCAGACAAAUGUAAAAUUUUAACUGCUUUAAAUCAUUCAAAUCCUUCUCUUCAGUCAUUCAGUUUUAUGUAUUUCAGGAGAGCAGCACAUUUACUUAGGCCAAUAUGAUUGUUUUGAAUGGGGAAAUAAAUAUCCAGAGAACUAACCAACCAUAACAUUGUGUUUGACUAAUUCCAUCAGUUAAUUUACACAUUUUAUUUACACAUUUACAUUUUGCUUUAGAUCUCUAGAAAGGGUAUGCUAAUUACUGUCAUAUAGAAAAAAACUGUCUGGUUAUCUGGAGUCAUUAAGUUUUAUUUCACAUCACAUUUUGUGUCAUGCUCCUUUACUCACCGCACACACACAGAAAAAUGUCCUUCAGCAAGACAAACAAGUAUGGUCUGUAUAUUAAAGGUGCACAGUACAAUCCUAGGUGUUAAUCCAGGGUGUUAAAAGUAACACCGAAGCAGUGUUAGAGUUAAUUAGGUACUUAAAAGGAUAGUUCACCCAAAAUUAAAAAUUAUCCCAUGAUUUACUCGCCCUCAAGCCAUCCUAGGUGUAUAUGACUUUCUUCUUUCAGCCAAACACAAUUACAGUUAUAUUAAACAUAUCCUGGCUCUUCCAAGCUUUAUAAUGAGAGUGAUUGGAGGAUGAAGCAAAUUAAUGCAUUUGUAAAAGAAUUAUAUAAAAUAUAAAAUUUAUCCACUAACCAUUCAGAAACAUCCAGAUGUAUUCUAUAAGUUGUAACUUCUUCCUGAGUCUCUCCAUCAGUGUCGACUCCGGUUUGAACAAUGUAGGGCUGAACAUCGUUACUGACAAUCAUCAUUUUGGCUGCAUGAGAUUGUCCAGCUUUGUUAUUGUUGAGCAACGAAGCGUAAGCUGUUAAAGCUCCGCCCUCUUCUGGAAAGUGGGCCGGGAGCAGCAGCUCAUUUGCAUUUAAAGGGACACAAAAACGGCAUGUUUUUGCUCACAGCCCAAAAAGGGGCAAGUUUGACAAGCUAUAACAAAUGAUCUGUGGGGUAUUCUGAGCUGAAACUUCACAGACACAUUCUGGGGACUCCAGAGACUUAUAUUACAUCUUGUAAAAGGGGCAUUAUUGGUCAAAUACGUAUGGCUGUCGUGCCAGAUGCUCAGUAUUUUACUUCAUAAAGUUUUAAACAAGGGUAUUUGUCUAAUUGUGUUUGGCUGAAAGAAUAAAGUCAUAUACACCUAGGAUGGCUUGAGGGUGAGUAAAUUAAAUGAUUAAUGGAGUGUUGAUUGUUCGAUUAUUGAAGACACCUGCUGAUAAUGAGCAGAAUCACUGAGGGAAAGAGAAACACAAGAAUUCCUUAGAUUAAAUAAACUGAAAAGACAUUAAAUCUCCAUUAUUACAAACCAGACUGACUUUAUUUCUGUCAUUCGCCUAUAGUUCUUUUUGAGAAUUGACAGUUAAUUCUCAAUAAGAGCUUCUGUAGACAUAUGACAGAAAUAAGGUCAAACUGGUUAAUAAUGAGUGUAAUAAUGUGUAGUGGCUGGAAGUCAGCCGAGUUUUAAUUUAUUGCAGGGUAUCUUUACAAUAACAUUCUAUAAAGUAGAUUAUGGUAAUGAACUGUACAGUCAACAGUAAAUCACUGGCAACAGUGUUGACCAUUUUUUACAAUGUAUGAAAAAAGCUUUUUGAAUGAUCAGUCAUUGUUUUUUGUUUGUUUGUUUGUUUGUUUGUUUGUUUUUUGUUUUGUUUUUUUAAAUUCAUCCAGCAAAGAGAGAGAGAGAGAGAAACACAUUUAACCUGUAUUAUGAUUAUUGAUGCUAUUAUUAGAAAAAAAAAUGCUAAAAUGUUCAUCCCUAAUUAUAACAGAAUUAAAGUCAAAAUGUGUUUAUGCAUAAAAAACAUAUCACUCACCACUGCUAUGUUCAACAAUAUACAAGUAUACAAGAUAUCAACAGAUAUCUAAAUCUUUUAUCUAAAGUGACUUGCAGUGAAUUAAAGCUGACUGUUUGAUCAGUGUGUGUGGAAUCAAACUUGUGAGCAGGCUUGCAGCUCCAUACGACACAUUCUGAUGAAAUGAAAUCUCAGUGUAAUCUCUUGCAGGAUGAUGAACAGACAGUUGUCAGGAAUCACAGAUCAUCUAAAAACUAAAGAAAGAGACGGAGAGAACAGAAUAUAAACAUGUCCAGCACAGACAACACAGUGAUUGUUGCCCAGAAUCCUGCUAACAGGAAAAGAUUGAGCAGAGACCAUCCUCCUGCGAUGAGGAUUGUUCUGCUGGGGAAGAGCGUUUUAGAAAACAGUGGAGCGGGAAACUUCCUGUUGGGACGAGAAGCGUUUGACAGUGAAGCUCCUCCAGAUGUUGUAGAGAGAGUCGGAGGAAGAUUGAAGGACAGACAUGUGAUGGUCAUCAACAGUCCUCAGCUGCUCCAGACAAACAUCUCAGAUCAUCAGAUCACACAGACAGUGAGAGAGUGUGUGUAUCUCUCUGAUCCAGGACCUCAUGUGAUCGUUCUGCUCCUCAAACAUGAUCAGUGUUCAGCAGAAGAUCAGGAGUGUGUGGAGAAGGUACUGGACUCUUUCUCUGAGCGCGUUUAUCAACACACCAUGGUGCUCACCACACAAGAGCCGACUGAAACUAAUGACAUCCUACAUAAAAUCAUUCGGAAAUGCUUCUACAGACACUUCAGUCUUCAGAGAAGCAGCUCUCCUGAUGAUCUUCUGCAGAUGUUUGAGGACAUUGUGCAAAAGAAUGAUGGACAGCACCUAGAUUGUGCUGAAGAUGAAGCUUCACAGUGUUUCACAAUGAAGCAACAGGACACAGAAAGACUUUCAGAGGGUGUGAAGCUGAAUCUGGUUGUGUGUGGGAGUGAUGGGACAUUAAAAUCCUCCAUAUCAGAGCAGAUCCUGCAGCAGACAGAAAGAGACGUGAAGCUUCAUGGAUGUCUGAUCAGUCUGGUGGAGCUUCCAGCUCUCAGUCGGCUCUCAGAGGAGGAAGUGAUGCGUCAGACUCUCCGCUGUGUGUCUCUCUGUCAUCCUGGAGUUCAUGUUUUCCUCCUAGUUAUUCCUGAUGCUCCACUCAAUAAUGAGGAUAAAGCAGAAAUGGGGGAGAUCCAGAGGAUAUUCAGCUCCAGAAUCAACAAACACAUGAUGAUCCUCAUAAUGCAGAAUUCAGAGCAUCAGAGAGCAGAACUCAAUGAAGAAACACAGUCUGUCAUUGAGAGUUUUGAAGGACGACAUCAUUUCUUUGGUCCCAACACACAAGUGUUCACAUUGAUGGAGAACAUUGAGAAGAUGCUGGAAGAAAACAGAGGAGGCUUUUUCUCCACAGAGACAUUUCUGGAGGCACAGAUGAAAAAACUGCUGCAAUUUGAAGAGAUGAAGAAGAAGAUCAACUUACUAGAGACAAAUUUACUGUCACAAGGUUCAACAGAGUGUGAAGAUCUGAGGAUUGUGCUGCUGGGAAAAACUGGAGUUGGGAAGAGUGCAACAGGAAAUACCAUCUUAGGAAGAAAUGCAUUUAAAGUGGAGCAGUCUUUUGAAUCAGUUACUAAAGAGAAUCAGAGAGAAACAUCUGAAAUCAACGGCCGACACGUUACUGUUAUUGACACUCCAGGACUGUUUGAUACUGAACUUACUAAUGAGGAGAUCCAGAGAGAAAUCAGCAACUGCAUCUCCAUGAUACUGCCUGGACCACAUGUGAUUCUCCUACUGAUAUCACUGGGACGCUUCACUAAAGAAGAAACAACAUCAGUGAAGAUCAUCCAAGAGACGUUUGGUGAGAAAUCUUUAAUGUAUACCAUGGUGCUCUUCACCAGAGGAGAUGAUCUGAAGGACAAAACUAUUGAAGAGUGUUUGGGAAAACCUGGAUCUGCUUUGAUGAACCUGAUUGAAGCAUGUGGAAACAGAUUCCAUGUGUUCAAUAAUAAUAAUAAUCAGACUGGAGACCGUACACAGGUGUUUGAUCUACUGAAGAAGAUAGACGCUAUGGUGAAAGCAAACGGAGGGAGUUUCUAUUCAUGUAGGAUGUUCAGACAGAUGGAAAGAGAAAAACAAGAACAACAGAUGAAGAUCCUGAUGGACAGAGUCAGAGAAAGAGAAGAACUGAUGGACAAACUAGAAGAAGAGAAAGAGAGAAUAAAGAUGAUGAUGGAGGAAGAACGACAGAAUCAAGACAAAGAGAGAAAUAGAAGAGAAGCUGAGGAUAAGAAUAGGUGGGAGAGAGAAAAACAGAUUUGUGAAGAACAGUUUCAUAGACUGAAGAGUGAAAUGGAAGGAAUAAUCAGAGUAAAAGAGAGAAUAGAAAGAGAGAGACAAGGACAACUAGAGGAUUUAGAGAAGAGACUGAAAGAAGAAAGAAACGUGAGAGAAGAUCAACAAAAGUAUUUUGAAGAGAAACUGAAACUCCUUGAAGAACAGCAUGAAGAUGAACUGAGGAGAAGACGAGUGGAGUGGAGACAGCAAUAUGAACGAGAGAAAGAGAAGAUGAAGAAGAAGUUAUGCUCUGAAAUUGGUCAUUCACUACAGGGCGAAAUCAAAGACAUUGGAACCUCAGAAGGCAGAGCAGAAAGAAUACAGCAUCUAUUACAAAGACUUCAUCUUGACAGGCACCACAAUAAACUGAGAGCUGCAGAAGUUCUUCAGAUAACUAAACAUUCAUUACAGUCCCAUGAGUCUUGUGCUGAAGAAGAGCUGAUUCAGACUUUCAUACAAAAACUACUGAUGAUGAACUACAGAGCAAGAUGCAUUCAUGCUAAAGAGAACAAUGACUCAUUUGAAGAUGAGAGUGAUAUUUUUAAAGAUUUAUCUUUAUCAAACACAGGAACAAGUCAAUCUGAGCAAAUCCACCCGAUGGAUGUUCAGAUGGCCUUAUUUCAUUGUGCUGAUGGUUUCCUGAAGCAGCUGAUGGUCACUAAACUGUCCCAGUGUCAGUACGCUCUGCCUCUGCUUGUUCCUGAUCCAUUCACACAGCAGAUUGAGUUUCCUCUCUGGACAUUCAGACAAAUCAACAAGAGCUGGAAGAUGAGAAUCACCAACAAUCAAAUCACCAGUCAAACCCAGCCGAUCUACAAGGCAGAAACUCCAAUGGUGUUUUUCUUCAGGUUUGGCUCUGUGUCUUCAUCCAAGUCUGAGCUGAUGAACAGUCUGAUCAAUGAGAGACACAACACGUUCUUCCACAGGAACUGCCCAGGCAGCAGCAGAACCAGAGUCCUGAUGGAUGGAGUGGUGGAGAUCGCCUGGUUCUGCCCCUCUGGGAAAAACAUGGAUAAAUUCACUGAUUGUGUUGCAUUCUGUAAUCUUCAUGGUGAUGCAGGAUACCAUGAGAAACAGCUGCAGAUCCUCACCGAAAUGGCCACAGUCAAUGUUGUUAUUCUGCCAAAACUUCAGAGGAAUGACAAAAGCAUGACAGAAGUUGAAAAACUCUACAAGGACUCAAAGCCACUCAUUUGUCUUUUUACUGAGGAUGUUUCAACUCUACCUGAGAUGCAGAAAGGGAAAUACAACAUUGGUUUGAAAGACAGAAAUCAGUCAGAUGUAUCUAAAGAACUCAGAAGAGCGAUAAAUGAUUGUCUCUCAGAACCAUCUUCCACUUUCAGACUUGAAGAUAUGACCAAACACUCAGACAUCAGAGUAGAUGAGGAAGAUGAUGAUGACUGCAGGAGAGGAAGAGAAGCAGCACAGCAGAUGAUGAGUUUACUGAAGAAGAAAGAUCUGAUAAAAAAUAAAGAAUCAAUUCUCCCCUGUCAGGGGAAACUGUGGCAUCAGUGGUGUCAGAAGAACAGAGAACUACACCGACUUCAAAAAGAAGAACAAGAAAAUGAAAAGGAAACAAAUAAAAAGAAAACAGAAAUGAAUAAAAUCCGUGAACAGCAGAAUAAAUCUGACAUCAGUGAGAUUGUGAAAUUCUUUAUUACAGAAAUUGACUCAGGUGCUGAACAUGAGAUGAUGUUUUUCCUCAAAUGGCUCACAAUCCUCCUGGAUGAACAAACUUCAGGUGGACUCAAGUAUAAUGAAAAAUGGGCAUCGACUGUAAAAUUGAAAGAGAAACCUGAUAAAUAUGGACAACUUCGCCCUAAACAAAAUAAACAUGUCAAAAUAUCUGAAGAUCUUCAAGCUGCAGCCUUUGGUUUGGAGCACAUCAUGAGGGAGAUCGGUCAGAUCUAUGAAUCAUGUUCAUCUGUGAAGAAGCAAAAGAAAGGACUGCAGUUCGACUUCUCAUCUCUCCCAAGUAUUGCAGCAGAGAUGAUGAUCUCUGGAUUUCCACUGGAGCUCAUGGAUGGAGAUGCCGCUCAUGUUCCUGUGAUCUGGAUCUCUGCUGUUCUAGAUGAACUCAUCCAGAAACUGGGAGACCAGAGAGUCUUUGUGCUGUCAGUUUUAGGGAUUCAGAGCUCUGGGAAAUCCACCAUGCUGAAUGCCAUGUUUGGACUCCAGUUUGACAUCAGUGCUGGCAGGUGCACCAGAGGAGCUUUCAUGCAGCUGGUCAGAGUUUCAGAAGAGAUGAAACCACAGAUGAACUGUGACUGUAUUCUGGUCGUUGAUACUGAGGGUCUACAACUGUCUGGAAGAUCAACAAGACAUCAUGACAAUGAAUUGGCCACAUUUGUUGUUGGUCUUGGAAAUCUGACAUUGAUCAACAUCUUUGGAGAAAACCCAACUGAACUGCAGGAGAUUCUUCAGAUUGUUUUUCAGGCCUUCCUGAGGAUGAAGAAGGUCAGACUGAAUCCCAGCUGUGUGUUUGUGCAUCAGAACUUUUCCGAUGUCACAGCCAGAGAGAAAAACAUGGAGGGAAGGAGACGACUGAAGGAGAAACUUGAUGAGAUGACAAAACUUGCUGCUAAAGAUGAGGUCCAUGAUGCAGAACGUUUCAGUGAUGUAACUGGAUUUGAUGUUCAGUAUGAUGUGAAGUAUUUUGCUCAGCUCUGGGAGGGCAGCCCACCCAUGGCACCACCAAACCCAAAAUACUGUGACAACCUUCAAGAACUAAAGGAAACUAUUAUAACUCAUGCCUCAAAAUCACAUAGAAUGAUGCUGACAGACUUAAAAGAUUAUAUUAAAAAUUUCUGGGAGGACAUAUUGAAGGAACUAUUUGCCCCCAGCUAACAGAGUGUAACUUUGGCUAACAUUCUACAAGGUUCUCUCAAAGUUAUGAACAAAUGUUUUUCCAGUAACAUUAAUAGAACAUGUGUUCAAUUUUAUCUGGUCUUCAAUAAUGUUCUCAAAAGGUUAGCACAAAAUGUUCUUUAUACAUUGUUUUAGAAGGUUUUUUAAAUGUUUGGAGAAAACAUUCUUAGAACAACAUUCUUGGUACAUCCUUCAAACAUUAGAAUGACAACUAACUACAAAGGAGUAAGGUUGUGUUUGCUGUUGUUUUUUUGAAUGUGGGAAUGUUUUGUAUCUUGUCCCAUAGUUAUUGUUAACUAUAGUUAACUUUUUUUCUUAAAUUGAUGUAAAGGUUAUGCAAGUGUUAUAAUUAAACACUUUAAAUGAAACCACAAUAUUUUCAUUAGUAUUUGGUAAAUGUUCUGAUAAUGUUGACGGAGAAAAUAUUCUUAAAACAACAUUCUCAAAACUCACCUGAGGGACUCUCAGACCAUGAGAUCAACAAAGAUUAAACUCUUUGGCCUGAAUAGCAAGCAUCAUGUCUGGAGGAAACCAGGCACCGCUCAUCACCUGGCCAAUACCAUCCCUACAGUGAAGCAUAGUGGUAGCAGCAUCAUGCUGUGGGGAUGUUUUUCAGCGGCAGGAACUGGGAGACCAGUCAGGAUCGGGGGAAAGAUGAAUGCAGCAAUGCACAGAGACAUCCUUGAUGAAAAACUGCUCCAGAGCGCUCUGGACCUCAGACUGGGGCGAAGGUUCAUCUUCAACAGGACAACAACCCCAAGCACACAGCCAAGAUAACAAAUGAGUGGCUGCGGGACAACUCUGUAAAUGUCCUUGAGUGGCCCAGCCAGAGCCCAGACUUGAACCCGACUGAACAUCUCUUGAGAGAUCUGAAAAUAGCUGUGCACUGACGCUCCCCAUCCAACCUGAUGGAGCUUGAGAGGUCCUGCAAAGAAGAAUGGGAGAAACUGCCCAAAAAUAGGUGUGCUAAGCUUGUAGCAUCAUAUUUAAAAAGACUUGAGGCUGUAAUUGGUGCCAAAGGUGCUUCAACAAAGUAUUGAGCAAAGGCUGUGAAUACUUAUGCACAUGUGAUUUAUAUA
Messenger RNA from Ctenopharyngodon idella (grass carp), 11152 nucleotides. RefSeq names its product GTPase IMAP family member 8-like. The coding region runs from base 5133 to 10052 and encodes 1639 amino acids. NCBI's taxonomy places the organism in Eukaryota, Metazoa, Chordata, Actinopteri, Cypriniformes, Xenocyprididae. The record is from RefSeq and is a predicted model, not a curated record. The transcript is spliced from 6 exons. Gene Ontology annotation, molecular function: GTP binding.